Histoplasma mississippiense is the source of this 1488-nucleotide messenger RNA. RefSeq lists its product with no specific name. The coding region runs from base 1 to 1488 and encodes 495 amino acids. The record is from RefSeq and is a predicted model, not a curated record. Lineage: Eukaryota; Fungi; Ascomycota; Eurotiomycetes; Onygenales; Ajellomycetaceae. The transcript is spliced from 5 exons. Gene Ontology annotation, cellular component: nuclear envelope; nuclear membrane. Gene Ontology annotation, biological process: lipid homeostasis; nuclear envelope organization.
AUGGGAAACGAUGAGCCAGCCCGUGACGCCAGUUUUCCCGAACUCGAGGCUAGCCUGUACUCGGGCUCAGAAAAAAAGGAGCCUUCAGAUCUCGUUGAACUUGUUAUUCCCAAUUGCUGGCAAAAUUCCUCUGGGCCAUAUUCGCAAGUAGCGGGGGAGAAGUUGUGGAAUGAAAACUGGAGAGAAACGUUCCACCAUUACUAUAAUAUGAGCUGCACGCUCCUAACGUUUCUUAACAUGUUAAAACCCAAUGGUGUAAUGAAGCUUUUUGAUACCAAGUUCAAUGAGGAGAGUCCGAGUGUUUUGGAAAAGCAAUGUACAAAUAUCGGUUGUCGGGCCAGCCAUCAACAAGCUUUCAGCGUCAAAUCCUUUCGUUUGCGAUCUUCAGACGACAAUCACUUUAUCAACCACCAGGCCCCAACAAUCGUCUCUCUGCCUUUGAGGCCAACUACGAUGGAUAGGCGAAUACAUGAAACACCUAUGGACUUUGAAUGGCAGAACCGUGCUCCUGGAGAAACCAAAUCCCCGUUCUACCAGCUAGCAUUGGAGCACCAAAAUCGAAACAAGGACAAGAAACGUCCCUAUAGCAUUUUCGAUUCAUCUGCAAAAUCGUCGACCCCGGCCCUGCGCGAGCCGUCCUCCCAGUCUUUCCUUUUCUCCCAACCCCCCGCUCAGUCCUCCACCAUACCUCGCAACUCUCCAUUUAUGACCCCGCGUCAGAAGGCAGACAUCGACUUUUCAUCCGAUCCAGAAAAUAUUUCGUCUCCAGAGAAUGCGGAUAACGAUGAGACACCGGAAAGGAUAGGAAAGGCAGACAGAAGGAAUUCUCUUUUUAAUUUCUUCGGACGGUUCGCACCCAGCCCCGGGCGGGGUGAGAUCCCGAAGACCAAAUACUCAAACGUCCUUGUUACGAGAGUCCAUAAAAAGCGACGUCGCGACCGUGAAAUCAAUCGGAAGCGUCAAAAGACCAGAGACGACAGCAACAGCGACGAACGCACCCGCAGCGCAAAUGUCGAGACUGCCCCACAAAAUGGCCCGCAAGGCUCUCAGGGACUUGAGUUUGCGUUCUUUUCUCGCCUCUUCACUUUCCUUGAAUCACAUCCGCACAUACCUCGCAUUCUUUCAUACUACGCUCAAUUUAUAUUCAACCUUGUCCUCACUUUCUUGACGCUUUACAUCAUUGUCACAUUCCUGCUUGCGAUUCAGGCAGACGUCGACCGGGAGAGUGAGAAGGUCUCCGCCGAUAUUCUCGCUGAUAUGGCUGUUUGCGCGAAGAACUAUAUGGAAAACCGGUGCGGUGGCGAGGACGGGCGGAGACUACCUGCACUGGAAGCAAUAUGCGAGAACUGGGAGAGAUGCAUGAACCGCGACCCUGCCAAAGUGGGAAGAGCCAAAGUCUCUGCACAGACUCUAGCAGAAAUCUUCAACGGUUUUAUAGAGCCAAUUAGUUUUAAAACUAUGCUUCAUGUUUCGCCGUUUCGAAUUUGA